Habropoda laboriosa is the source of this 1272-nucleotide messenger RNA. Its product is annotated as ribosome biogenesis protein WDR12 homolog. Lineage: Eukaryota; Metazoa; Arthropoda; Insecta; Hymenoptera; Apidae. Gene Ontology annotation, biological process: ribosome biogenesis. Gene Ontology annotation, cellular component: preribosome, large subunit precursor. Bases 1 to 1272 code for a protein of 423 amino acids. Gene Ontology annotation, molecular function: protein binding. The record is from RefSeq and is a predicted model, not a curated record. The transcript has 9 exons.
AUGGCGAGUACAAGUGUGAAUAAUAGUGCUCCACAAGUGCAAAUAAGAUUUGUUACUAAGCAGGAACAAUAUGCUGUUCCAGAUUUUCCAUUAUCUGUACACACAUCUAUUGCAGCAAAUGAAUUAAAUACUCUUGUAAAUGAGCUUUUAAAGGAAUCAACUGAUAUAAAAAAUGACAUAGAAUUUGAUUUCUUGGUGUGCUCACAAUUUUUACGUACUUCAUUGGCUGAGCACAUAGCAGAAAAGAAUAUUUCUACAGAAGAGGUGAUAGUUGUUGAAUAUGUUGAAAAGUAUCCACCACCAGAACCUCAGGACUGUCUUAUACAUGAUGAUUGGGUAUCUGCUGUUGCUGUUUGCGAGAAAUGGAUAUUAACUGGCUGCUAUGAUAAUACAUUACAUAUAUGGACAUCUAAAGGAAAACAUCAUCUUGUAAUUCCUGGACAUACUUCACCCAUUAAAGCAGUAGCAUGGAUAUUCUUGGCUAAUAAUGCAGCUAGUUUUGUUAGUGCAUCCCAGGAUCAAACUGCUAUAAUAUGGGACUGGAAUAUUACAGAAAAUUCUGUAGACUGUAUUCAUGUAUGCAGAGGACAUGAACGUGGACUUGAUGCUGUUAGUGUUAGUAAGGAAAAAACAAUGAUGGCAACUGGAGCAUGGGAUACAUUGCUUAAAGUUUGGUCAACAUCUAAUGAAGAUGAAAAUGAAGAUGGUGAAUCCACUUCAAAAAAAUUAAAAUCAGAACAUAGUAAAACAAAGGUACCCAAAAGAACAAUGAAAGGUCAUAGAGAAGCUAUUAGUGGUGUAGUAUGGUCAGAUAAAGCAGAAGUUAUAACAUCCUCAUGGGAUCACACAUUGAAAAUAUGGGAUACAGAAUUAGGAGGAAUUAAACAUGAACUUUCAGGAAACAAAAGUUUCUUUGACCUCGACUAUUCUCCGUUAAACCGUGCUAUUGUAACAGCUUCUGCCGAUAGACACGUUAGAUUAUAUGACCCAAGAUCUACAGAAGGGACACUUGUAAAAGCAACGUUCACAUCUCAUACACAAUGGGUGCAAUCUGUAAAGUGGUCACCACUGGACGAAAAUCUUUUUAUUUCAGGAGCAUAUGACAAUGAUAUGAAACUUUGGGAUACCAGAAGUCCUAAAGCACCAUUAUUUGACCUUUCUGGACAUGAAGAUAAAGUAUUAUGUUGCAAUUGGUCGAAUCCCAAAUUUAUGGUGUCCGGAGGUGCAGAUAACACUGUAAGAAUAUUUAAAUCGAAACACGUUGUUCGUUAA